AUAUCGAAAAUGCCGCCAACUACUGGGAACGAAGGUUAUUGACAGGGGUGAAAGCAAGGUUUUGAAACAACGUGGCCAGAUAUAAGGCAAUUAUUAGUUUAUCUCUCAAGUGUUCACUCUGCGCUGGAUUAUCCUCAGUUAGGGGCGUGGGCCUCCUGCAACUUUCAAGGCAAACUGCAGCUUUAAAAGUGGGAUGUUCCUGAUUGCUUUGGUAAGAAUGAGGAAAUACUGAGUAACAACGGUCCGAGGGAGAGCAAGUCCCAAGAUAUCCGACACAAGACCGUCCGACUGAGCAGAGCUCCCCAGUAGCUGACCAUAUCCUCGCCCAGCAUCCGCGAGGCUGAUGGGGGAUUCAGGAAUUACGAGCGGUAUAACGCCGGGCAGCCCAGAGGACGCCAGCACGCCUGCAGAGGAUUCGGGCAGCAGUCCGGAGUACGUAGCGUUCGGCCUCGUGCCUGUCUUCUUCCUGCUGGGACUGCUGGGGGUGCUCAUCUGCCAUGCGCUCAAGAAGAAGGGCUACCGGUGCACCACUGAGGCCGAGGACGCGCAGGCGGCCGAGGACGAGCUCGAGAAGGACCUGGAGAGAGCAGAUCUGAAUGACACCUACAGCGAGGGCAACACGGACACUGUGGGCCAGAUCGUCCACUACAUCAUGAAAAAUGAAGCAAACACAGAUGCCUUGAAAGCCAUGAUCAAUGACAACAGCAUCGACUCUGAAGGCCCUGUCACCCCCACCUCUCCUAUGACCCCCACAACGCCAGGGACCCCAGUGUCACCGGGGUCACCAAGGUUUCCGGGGGCGCCCGCUGCCGCGGCGACGAAGCACACGUGCAACCACCUGCACACCAUUGGUGGCGCGGUGACCCAGAAGAACAUCUGCAACCGCUGCAGCCAGAAGAAGUGGCCACUGAUGCGCCGAAACUCCGCGAGGAAGCCGAUUGACCGGCGGGAGGUGACCGUGCUCGCUGUAGGCCGGUUCCGGGUGACCAAGUGUGAGCCCAAAACAGGUAAGGAGCGCCGCACCCUCCUGAUCACCGAACCCAACGGGACGGUGUCCGCCGCCGCUCCCACUGAAGAUGCAGCCCCUGAAGAGCGACGCCCCUCACAGGCACAAGAGGAGACGGAUGCAAAGUGAGAUGAGAGAAGUUGGAGGACCAACGCCGACAGACUGAGGAGAGGCACAGCGCACCGGCAGAGAGAGACUGAAAACAAACGUUUAUAAUGCAUUUUAAUCCCAAAGUAAAUCCAAGCUAUGACCAGCCAAUGAGACAACACAUCAGCGGUCUGAAAAACCCUCACACACACACACACACACACACACACAGCAGCAACCAGUAUGAACACGCCAGCAUCACCUACACACACACACACACACACACACACACACACACACACACACACACUCUCCCGUUGGUGGACAGCUGUGUCGGUAAGGGGAGUUUGUCCAUCCUCCUUAGCCAUAAUCCAGCCAAUCAGAGGCUGGCUCACAGAGAUGAUUGACAGUGGUUGAGGUGGUGAUGAGAGACAGAGUGAAGAGAAUAAAAAAAAAGAGAAGCUUUUUCUUGUCCCAAUCGACCAUGAUCAAGGCCCUAAAUCAUCCAAGGUCAAUUAGCAGGUUAGGGCCACGGACCGAAGCACAAGGGUCGGAUGACCUUUCGACCCCACUCAAUCCAUUGCCGUGAUGACCCCCCUCCCUUCACAAACACAUGAUGGCGUCGCUUUCAGUCGUGACCUGCCCUUUAUAAGGGGGAAAAAAACAUCACUGUCAAGUGAAGAGGCGCAACUGUUAAUGGUUAAACCCUCAUGGUGCCACUGUCAGACAAGAGGUAUGUGUGUGU
This is a messenger RNA of Alosa alosa (allis shad), 1838 nucleotides long. It is a transcript of the gene rell1, whose product is annotated as RELT like 1. Gene Ontology annotation, biological process: positive regulation of p38MAPK cascade. The record is from RefSeq and is a predicted model, not a curated record. The transcript is spliced from 7 exons. The coding region runs from base 344 to 1135 and encodes 263 amino acids. Lineage: Eukaryota; Metazoa; Chordata; Actinopteri; Clupeiformes; Clupeidae. Gene Ontology annotation, cellular component: plasma membrane.